UUGAAAUAAUUAAAUCUAAUAUUACUAUUGAUGAUUUAGGAAAAAUUAAUCAACUUAGUGAUAAAGAAUUUUUACAAAUUGGAACAUGUGCAGCAGAAAUAGCAAAAGAUGAUGGUGUUAGAGAAGCAAUUAAUAUUAAAAUUAAACGAUUAGUCAAUAGAAAAGGAUUUGUUGUAGUUGGACGUGAUGUGACAACCAAAAUUCUUCCUGAUGCAGAGAUAAAAAUUGUACUUGAUGCUGAUAUUGAAACUCGAGUAUUUCGUAAAAUAAAUCAGUUAGGAUAUGAAAAUGAUUUUGCAUUAAUUUUUGAUGAUUUAAUGCAAUGUGAUUUUAAGUCAUAUGAUUUAAUUCAACAAGCAAAACAAAUUUCUACAAUUAUCGACAUGAAAAAUUUAUCACUUGAUCAAGCUAUUCAGAAAAUUUUGAAAUUAGUUAUCUAUCAUGCUUUACAACAUA
This is a messenger RNA of Cetraspora pellucida, 456 nucleotides long. Lineage: Eukaryota; Fungi; Glomeromycota; Glomeromycetes; Diversisporales; Gigasporaceae. The record is from the annotation of a GenBank genome assembly.